This is a messenger RNA of Mycosarcoma maydis (corn smut), 1554 nucleotides long. RefSeq lists its product as uncharacterized. The record is from RefSeq and is a predicted model, not a curated record. NCBI's taxonomy places the organism in Eukaryota, Fungi, Basidiomycota, Ustilaginomycetes, Ustilaginales. The coding region runs from base 1 to 1554 and encodes 517 amino acids. The transcript has 2 exons.
AUGGACUCGCAGCAUCUCGUAUCGCCGCAAGAAGCGGCCGCUCAAGCUCAGGCCCGAAGAAUGCAACCAUCAGACGCACUUGGCCACCACAGUCAUCAUCAUCACGGUCACGCAAGCUCCGACGACGUUUCAGGAAGCCAAUACUUCAACCCGGCAGCUAUGCACUCGCGCAACAUCGGCAUGGACAGCGGCAACCAGCAGUCUCACUACGGCGGCAUGCAGCUGCCUCCGCUCGGCGCCGGCCAGAGCAACGGCGGUCACGGAAGCAUGGGCCACCACGCCUAUGGCUAUGGCCAGUCACAUGCCAUGCCCUCCCAGCUGUCAUAUCCUCAGCAUUCGCCAAACCCUUCGCACCCCCAUAUCUCGGGUGGACAGAACGCCGGCCCCAUGUCCAUGUACGGCUAUGGCGUUCACCACACGUCGCCUCAGCAACAUUACUCGCACGUCCCAGGGCAGGCUGCUCACGGCGGGAUGGGUGGCAUGGUCGGUGGUCCCGGCUCCAACCCCAUGAUGGGCGCCCCCGGUUCAGGCUCCUCUUCCGGUGACUUUGGAAGUCACGGUUUCGGUCAACAGUCGCACUACCACCAGUACUUCCAGCCGCAGAGCCUCCAGAGCAUCUCGCCAAGCCAGGCCGGUGCUCCUCCUUCGGCUAGCGCUGCUGCUGCCCCUGCUGCCAACGCCGCUGGCGCUCAGGCUACUGUCAAGGGCGGCAAGAACGCCAAAGCCCCCAAGGCUCCUAAAGCUCCCAAGGUCGACAAGAAGGCUGCUGCCGCCGCCGCCGCCGCUGCUGCUGCUGCUGCUGCUCCUGCAAAGUCUGUCCCUGCCGCCAAGAGCAAAGCUGGCAGGAAGGGCGCCAGCGCGGAUGCGCCUAAGGCCAAGUCCAAGGCCCACCCCUAUGCCCAACCCGAGCCCACCGAGGACGGAAAGCCAGCCAAGAAGUCAAAGAAAAGCGAGGAUGCUCCCAAGCCUUCCACGCUCAAGUCGCGUCUCAAGCCGCCCAAGCAGGCUCCAUCUGCGUGGCAGAUCUUCUUCACCGAGGAGCUCCAAAAGAUCAAGGCUCAAAGCCCCGACGAACGCCUCAACGUUGCUCACGUUGCCAAGGAUGCCGGACAACGAUAUGCGGCUCUUCCAGAGUCGAAGAAGCAAGAAUUCCACCAGCGCAGCCUCGAAGCCAAAGAGCAGUGGGAGCGCGAGAUGGCUGAAUGGAAGUCCAAGCUCACGCCUGAGGACAUUCGCCAGGAGAACUUGUACCGAUCCGCCCAGAGGAAAGCCGGCAAGUCGAGAAAGGGCAAUCUGAAGGAUCCAAACGCUCCCAAGAAGCCGCUUUCCGCCUACUUCUUGUUCCUUCGAGCCAUCCGUGCUGAUCCCAACAUGACCCAGGCUGUCUUCGAAGGUGAGCAGGAGACUACUAAGCAAAGUGUCCUUGCUGCCGCCAAGUGGCGAAGUCUCAGCGAGAUCGAGAAGCAGCCUUACCUCGACCGCGCUGAAGCCGACAAGGCUCGCUACGAGCGUCUGCGUCGCGAAUACGAAAGCAGCAACGGUCUCGAAGCCUGA